UGCCGUCAAAUUCGUAAAGCAGUCGUCUCAAGCUUGUCUAGUAUGGCUUUCUUUGGACCAGAAUCUGCAAUCGGCAGCGAUAUUCUGGAUAUUGGAUCGCGCAAGGCUCUGACAAAGCGACAGCGCGGUAUCGGGGUCGACCUUGGCGUCCCGGGACAGUUUGACGUGCCCAAUGUUCCUGAUCCCGCUUUAUACUGUCGCAGCAACUUCGCCUCCGCCUGCGGUAAUGCCGACGCUGGACAAGAAGUGAAGUUUGCCAAAGGAACGACAACCCUUGCUUUCAAGUUCAAUGGUGGAAUCAUUGUCAGCGUCGAUUCGCGCUCCACAAUGGGUUACUACAUUGCGUCCGGAACAGUCAAGAAGGUCAUCGAAAUCAAUCCAUUUUUGCUCGGAACCAUGGCUGGAGGCGCUGCAGAUUGUUCCUUUUGGGAGCGAAACCUGGGAAUGGAAUGUCGUCUGUACGAGCUCCGCAACGGCCGUCGCAUUACUGUGGCGGCAGCCUCCAAGCUAUUGGCCAACGUCAUGAGCGCUUACCGCGGCUACGGUCUCUCCAUGGGAACUAUGAUUACUGGCUGGGACGAAACCGGCCCUCAGCUGUACUACGUUGACAACGACGGCACCCGCCUCAAGGGCAAAUACUUUUCGGUAGGCAGUGGUUCGAUGUACGCCUACGGUGUUCUGGACAACCACUGGCGUGAAGAUCUAUCGGUGGAAGAGGCCAUUGACCUUGGCAAGCGCGCUAUAUAUCACGCCACUCACCGAGAUGCCGCUUCGGGUGGUAUCAAUAACCUGUAUCACGUGACCGCCGACGGAUGGAAGUACAUUCAUGGAAUUGACGUCAACGAUAUGCACUACGAGUUUGCCGAGGAAAAGAAGAAUGCCAUGUCUUCUUAAAGAAACACACGUAGACAGAAUUUACUAUU
This is a messenger RNA of Phaeodactylum tricornutum CCAP 1055/1, 923 nucleotides long. RefSeq lists its product with no specific name. Gene Ontology annotation, molecular function: threonine-type endopeptidase activity. Lineage: Eukaryota; Bacillariophyta; Bacillariophyceae; Surirellales; Neidiaceae. The coding region runs from base 43 to 894 and encodes 283 amino acids. The record is from RefSeq and is a predicted model, not a curated record. Gene Ontology annotation, cellular component: proteasome core complex. The transcript has 3 exons.